CUUCCUCGUCCUCAAAGAGGGCAGAUUAGCUGUGGCAGCGUUGUCGGAUGGAGCAGGAAGCGGAUGCGGCGGGACGUGAGGAGGCAGACGGGAUUGAGGAGGAAGAGGAGGAGGAGGAGGAGGAGGAGGAGGCUCUCAAGGAGAGUGAAGGUGGCGAGGCAAGACUGUUCUCUCGGUGGGUGAGGACAUAUUUCUUAGUCCUACUGGAGGGACAACAACAUCACGGAGAGGAUCGCAUGGAUGUUUUCCACGGCUCAGCAGAUGCUGCAGGACAGCCGCUCCAAAAUGAAGCUUCUCCGCCUGCACCUCAUCAAAGUGGCGCAGGCCGGAACCGGCCCAGACGACCAAGAAGCGAACAUCGCGACGCACCAAGGAACGUCCCAAGUGGACGUCCGCCUGGCUGAGCUGCAUCACUACACGCAACGCGAGCACGAUGCCCUGCGGCUGGCCGAGGACGUGCUGGCGCAAACGGACGACGGCGCGUCGUCGCCGGAGCGCGAGGCUCGCUCGGAGGCUGAGAAGCGCCGCGACCAUUCGUCCCAGCGUUUGCGUCUCCUGCGGGCGUCCGUGGAGGCGUGUCUGAGGGAUGACAAGAGGGCCCAGGCCCGCUCGGACCCGGGUCGGUGCUCGGCGGCCAUCUUGUCCGGCCGAGCGGCCUCGCUGACAGGAAGGUUAGAGGUCAGAUUGCUGGGAUGUGAAGAUUUGUGUUCUCCAGCUGAUGACACAACUUCUGAGACGAGCGCCACCUUGAGGCUGGACGGCAGAGUGGUGGGCCGCACGCGCUGGGCGGCGCUGGGCCGCCUGACCUGGGAUCAAACCUUCUGCCUGGCGCUGGAGCGGUGUCGCGAGUUGGAGGUUGACGUGUUUUGCCGCGACGGCGGUCAAAUGUGCGCGCUCGGCUUCCUGCGUCUGGACCGGCUUGUGGGCCAGCGGAACCAGAACCAAGGAGACCGAGACAACGGCCACGCCGCCUCCCACGUGUGGCGUCUGGAACCCAGGGGCCUCCUUCACGCUCAGUUUGACUUGGCGGACACGGUGGUGGAGCGACAGCGCAAACUGCAACGCCAGCGAUGCAUCUUCACCAAAGAGAGAGGUAAGAACUUCCUGCGCGCGGCUCAGCUAAACGUGAACUUUUCCACGUGGGCUCACCUGAUGCUGAGUGUGCUUCCUGGUUACUCCACUGACUCCGCCCACCAGCCGUGCACGUCACCGCCGCGGCCGCCAAGUGAGGCGCCGGUGAGCAGAAGUCCUCCUGGCCACCAGGAGGCGACGCAGGACGAUGAAGACGAGCGCGUUGAUGUCGCCUCGGAAACGAUUCCACCGCAACAGACGUCGCCAUCCGGCCGGAGAAAAGAAAGUCAGGACCACUCGUACACGCCUGCGACGCACAGCCUGCAGAUGAACCCACACGCAAAAACACUCUUCACCGAAGCCCCCCCACAAAUCCUGCACGUGUCGGAUCUGCGCUACGUUUCCGUGCUUGGCAGAGGUCACUUUGGCAAGGUGCUGCUGGCCGUGAUGAAGGCCACGGGCCGCCUGUACGCCGUCAAGGCCCUGAAGAAAAGCGAAGUGGUCACGCGUGACGAGGUGGACAGCCUGAUGUGCGAGAAGAGGAUCCUGGAGCUGAUCAGGACGCGGCGGCAUCCUUUCCUGGUCCAGCUGCACGCCUGCUUCCAGACCCGAGAACACGUCUGCUUCCUGCUGGACUUCCUCCCCGGGGGGGACCUCAUGAUCCACAUCCACAACCGAGCCUUCACGCCGCAGCAGACCCGAUUCUACUCGGCCUGCGUGUUGCUGGCAUUGGAGUUCCUGCACGCCCACCGCAUUGUCUAUCGAGACCUGAAGCUGGACAACCUGCUGCUGGACGCCGACGGCUUUGUCAAGAUGACCGACUUUGGACUUUGCAAAGAAGGCAUCGGUCACGGGGAUCGCACGUCCACAUUCUGCGGAACGCCCGAAUUCUUGGCGCCCGAAGUUCUGACGGACGACGAUUACACGCGGGCCGUCGACUGGUGGGGGAUGGGCGUGCUCAUCUACGAGAUGCUGGUGGGCGAGUCGCCAUUUCUAGGUGAGGACGAGGAGGAAGUGUUCGACAGCAUCGUCAACGACGACGUGACCUAUCCGCCGUGGCUUCCGCCGGAUGCCGUGGCGAUAAUCCAGAAGCUGCUAAAAAAGAACCCGCGGAAGAGGCUCGGCGCCGGAGAGAGAGAUGCUAGCGAGUUGAAAGGAGAGACAUUCUUUGAGGAGGUGGACUGGGCCGCCCUCCUGUCCAAGCAAGCGUCGCCGCCCUUCCUGCCGUCCCUGAAGACGCCGGCGGACGUCAGCAACUUUGACAGCGACUUCACGCGCCUUCAGCCCGUCCUCUCUCCGCCCACCACGCCCGGCGGGCUCUCGGCCCAGCAGCAGGAGGCCUUCGCCGACUUUGACUUCUGCGCCCUGCACGGCUGAGCCUUAUUCGCCGGAGAGCGACCGAGCCGUUUCCCGCCCCCAUCGCCGCCCGUCUUCCCGAUCGGCUUUACUGCGACGGGCUACGCCCACCGCCGCACGUGCGAUCGCCCGCCGCCCGCUCGCCGCCUGUUGUGGCGUCCUUGGAAAAUAGCAAUUAAUGAAGCCAUAGAAAUGCUAAGAGAGCCAUAAUUGUAAUUCCAGGCUGCAAACGAGAAAGUCGUUUAUUCCUUCCGCUACACGGCACACGUGCCGAACUGUGUCAAACGUUGUUGAUCGUAUGCUCGAGAAGCAACCCGGACUGUUAUUGGCCGCUUUGAACGCGAUACGUCUGAAUAAAUGAAUGUACAUCAACAGCGAC
Hippocampus zosterae (dwarf seahorse) is the source of this 2806-nucleotide messenger RNA. Its product is annotated as serine/threonine-protein kinase N2-like. Gene Ontology annotation, molecular function: ATP binding; protein serine/threonine kinase activity. NCBI's taxonomy places the organism in Eukaryota, Metazoa, Chordata, Actinopteri, Syngnathiformes, Syngnathidae. The record is from RefSeq and is a predicted model, not a curated record. Gene Ontology annotation, biological process: protein phosphorylation. The transcript is spliced from 19 exons. Bases 241 to 2448 code for a protein of 735 amino acids.